Messenger RNA from Oreochromis aureus, 2083 nucleotides. RefSeq names its product fibromodulin a (gene fmoda). Gene Ontology annotation, molecular function: protein binding. Lineage: Eukaryota; Metazoa; Chordata; Actinopteri; Cichliformes; Cichlidae. Bases 88 to 1137 code for a protein of 349 amino acids. The record is from RefSeq and is a predicted model, not a curated record. The transcript is spliced from 6 exons.
CUACAGUCCUGAGCACACUCACUCAGAGAGAGAGCGGGGGACAAGAGGGCCAGUGCUUUGAUCGGUUAAGAUUUGAGAUCUUCCAUCAUGCGUCUGGUGAUCUUCUUUCUUUUGUCUGCCCUGAUUCCCCUCGUUCUCUGCCAUGGAUGGAACUCCUGGACAAAUUACUGGCAGAGCCAAGGAUACUUUUAUGGCUCCCAGUAUGCAGACAGAGCAUACAGUGUGUCGGCGUGUCCUGACGAGUGUGACUGCCCCUCUUCCUUCCCUGUUGCUAUGUACUGUGACGGGCGAGGCCUUACCGCCGUGCCACCGAUUCCCUCCCAUAUCAAAUACUUGUAUCUUCAACACAAUGCCAUCACAUCUUUGCCGGACUCGGCUCUAAGCAACGCAACAAAUCUGGUGUGGCUUAUGUUGCAUUUCAACCAGCUGACAUCUGAAUCAAUUGGCAAGAAGGCAUUUCUGAAGCUGGGGGGACUUGAGCGUUUAUAUCUACAAUACAAUAAUUUGACCAGCAUUCCUUCAAACCUUCCCCUCUGCCUGAGAGACCUGAGAAUGGAUAACAACAUGAUUGAGAAGGUGUCACCUGCAGACCUAGAGGGAAUGGAUAACCUCACUAUCCUGUACCUUCAUGAUAAUGCUCUCUCAGAGGUGGGCUCAUCGCUGAAGGGGCUGAACUCCCUCACACUGCUUGACCUCAGCAGCAACAAGUUGACAAAGGUCCCAGCUCCGCUACCUGCAUACCUGCACCAGCUCUACCUGGAGUACAACGCCAUUGACUCUAUACCUGAGGGAUUCCUGAGCCUCUUCUCUCAGCUACAGUAUUUUAGGAUGUCGCACAACCUGCUCACAGAUAAAGGCGUCCCCGCUAACACGUUUAACGUGUCUGGGCUGGUGGAGCUGGACCUGAGCUUCAACAAACUGGAGAGAAUUCCUUCAGUUAGCACCACGCUGCAAUAUCUUUAUCUGCAAGCCAAUCAGAUCAAAGAGUUUACUAUGGGUAGCUUCUGCAGUGUCGUGGACGUAACGAAUUUCUCCAGACUCUUAGUGGUGCGACUGGACGGAAAUGAGCUCAGUCUUGUGGACAUCCCCACCGACGUGGGCCAUUGUCUGCGCCAGGUUCUCGACCUUGAGAUCUAAGCAUGUGUACAACGCAGUCUGUGGCUCAGUUCACCACAUGGACCUACAGCAGGACUAUUUUUUGACAACAGAUUACAGCAGAUAUAAGUUGAUAUCUACAGCAAGUAGCAGCAGUUAUUAAAACACGGUAUUUUCCUAGUAGUGAUUGCAGAGAGGAUCACUGUGAGCAAGCUUUACUGGAAAGUCCUCCUCCUCAGCCUUUAAUCACGAAAAAACAACAAAAGCUGAAUCAAAUUUAGCAAUGGUUUUCUGACCUUCAUCCUAUUUACAGCAUACUCUGUUGUAAUGAUUCUUCCUCCAUAUUUCUUGACGCAUGCUCAAUCAUCCAGGUAGGGAAAUGUCAAAAAGUUGAUUUUGUUCAUGUGGACGUAGCAUUUUCAGUGGGAGAAACAUUUUGUCACUCAUUCAAGUGACUUCUUCAGUGUCAGCUCACUGCAGGUUUCCCCAACCUAAUAAACAGGUUGGUGACGCUACGUCCAGAUGAACAGAAUCAACUUUUCGGGACUUCCUCCAUGUGUUUUAUUGCUUUGUAUAAUAAGGUGAUGAAUAACAGUUUGUAUCAUAUAUACUGUGAAGUGUAUAAUUUCAAAUAUAGAUCAUAUAGCUCUUGUAGAAUACUAAAACACUAUUAUGGUGUCUACUGCAUGAGAAUAUGUUAUUGCACUUGGUUACAUUAUUUUAUCUUUCUGAGAGAAAAAUGCUGUGACAGCUUGAUUCUGUUUAAGAUCGUCUUUUUGCACAGUGAAAUUUUCUUAGAGACACAGAAAAUGUCUCUGUUCCAUGAGAAAAAAUAUGGAUAUCGUACUGUAGUAAACCAGACAUGCAUGGGGCUCAUGGUCUGUGAAUUAGGAUCUCUGUAAACAUUGCAUGGAUUAAUUAUUAUCCUGACAAAGGGUUUUUGUUUAUGAAGCCAUUCCAGAAUAAAUAAAGUUAAUAAAGAUCUGUG